AUGGACAACAACAUCAACCUCAGCCCGGAGACGGCAUCCAACCUCCAGAAGCUCUCGGACAAGGACAAGCAGGACUUGAACCAGUUCAUCAUGGCGGAGAGCCAGAAAGCACAAAUCCAACAAAACGUCCACAACCUGACAGACAUGUGCUUCAAGAAGUGCGUCACCUCCAAGAUCUCCGCCGGCACUCUCGACCGUAGCGAACAGCCCUGCGUGCAGAACUGCGUGGAUCGGUAUAUGGAUGCGAAUAUGACGGUCAUUCGGCAUUUGGAGCAGAUGAGGACGUUGUGA
Messenger RNA from Saxophila tyrrhenica, 291 nucleotides. It is a transcript of the gene TIM8, whose product is annotated as Mitochondrial import inner membrane translocase subunit tim8. The record is from RefSeq and is a predicted model, not a curated record. Bases 1 to 291 code for a protein of 96 amino acids. Lineage: Eukaryota; Fungi; Ascomycota; Dothideomycetes; Mycosphaerellales; Extremaceae. The transcript has 2 exons.